AGUGUGAAAUUUUUGAAUCAAGCAUUGGAAUACAAGUUACAACAACGUUGAUACGGUGAUCCAAUAGAAAGAUGCUUUCAGGGUUGAAAUUCAUACCCCGAGAUCAAAUUGACAAGGCACAAGAAAAAAAUGUAAAUGAUAGUAGCAGAGAGAGAAAGAAAUCUGGUAGUAAGAAGAGAAAAGAUAGAAGAAAAAAGAAGAGUUCUCGCUGUCAUAGUUCGGAUGAUGAACUAGAGAAAAUAAAGAAGGGGUCUAGAAGGAAAAAUAAGUGGUACACUUCUGAUGAUGAGUUGUCGUCAAAUUCAUCUGAAAGUGAAAGUGGGAGCGAUUCUGACCGAGAUAAAAAGAAGCGAAGGGGCAAGAAAAAAGAGAAGAAGGAUAAGGAAAGAGAUGGUGAGAAGAAUGACGUGGAAGAGGAUUUGCAUGAAAAUGGUGGAGGAUUGGAUUCCAUAAAUAUUGUGAGGAAGGAAAUGGGUCUGGAGUGGAUGUUCCGUCCUACUGAGAAAAUCACAACUUCUCCUAAUCAUCAGCCAGAGAAAACACAGGCAGAGGAGAUUAAGAAAGAGAAUCCAAGAGAGUUAAAUCCAUAUCUGAAGGAUAAUGGCAGUGGUUAUCCCGAAGAAUCAGCUGAGACAAAGGCCGUAGGGACACAACUUUUGUCUUCUUCUGUUGUUGGGGAUGGAGGUGCUAGCUGGAGACUAAAGGCUUUGAAACGUUCUCAAGAGCAAGCAGCCCGUGAAGGACGGCGUCUUGGGGAUGUGGUGGAAGAGCGGUGGGGUUCUCUAAGUCAACUGGCUGUUCCUGUGGCAUCUCAUAGAGCUGCCCCAUCUCAUGCUCAUCUGCAUGCCAUAAAAAAUAGGAGGAGGGGGCUAACAGACGGACAAACAAUUAAUGCCAAUCAAAAUGAAAUGGCUUCUGAGAAGAGCACUGACCAAGAACAACCGCUGGAUUUUCCCCUUCGGCAUCCUAAAAUGCGAGUGCCCAAACUUGACGAGUCUUUGACCUGGGGGAAGCGCAAAGGUCAAAGUAUGUCAACUAAAGAUGCUGGCCUUAUCUCUUCUGCACUGUCCAGCUUAAAUAAGUUUGCCAAUGAUGGAAGCUUCAUGCGGGAAGUCAUGCAUCAGCAUACUAAUGAUUCUGAUGCAUCUGUUGGUUCUUCAUUUACAAACUAUGAUAGAGAUGUGAAGUCAGAAUUGGUUUCAUUAGAGUCAGAAAAGCUUAGUGAAGAUGGUGCAGUUGUUAAACCAGCAUUGAGUGCAAACCAGUUGGCAGCAAAGGUUUUACAACUGCGCAUGAAAGGAAAGCAUGAAGAAGCGGAGAAACUAUUGAAAGAAGCCGACAACAUCAAAGUGAAAGCUGGUGCUGGUGAAGAAUCAAUCAGAGUACGAAAUGCGGGAACCUCAAGCAGGCAUUUCAUGCAUGAUAUAUCUCUUCGUCAAAAGAAGAAAGAUGAGGAUGCCGACAUGCACCUAGCUCAAAAGAUAGUAAGGAACCAACAGUAUAGCAUAUCCGGUAGGGCAGAUGAUGAAUACGACUAUGAAGAGGGUCCAAGUAGAAAGACUCGGAAGAAAUUACGGGGUGAUGAUCAUAAGUCAGCUGAGAGAAGCAAUCUUGGAAAGCGCAUUUUGACUCAGCAAGAGCGCUGCCAAUUUUGCUUUGAGAAUCCAGCAAGGCCAAUGCAUCUUGUUGUGGCAAUUGCCAACUUUACCUAUUUAUCAUUACCACAAUUGCAGCCUAUUGUUCCAGGUCACUGUUGCAUUUUACCUAUGCAGCAUGAAUCCUCCACUAGAACUGUUGAUAACAAUGUUUGGGAUGAAAUUCGCAACUUCAAAAAAUGCCUUAUAAUGAUGUUUGCAAAGCAAGAGAAGGAUUUAGUGUUCCUUGAAACUGUAAUGGGAUUGGCACAGCAACGGCGCCAUUGUUUGGUAGAUUGUAUUCCUUUGCCCCGCGAAAUUGCGAAGCAGGCACCUCUGUACUUUAAGAAGGCAAUUGACGAAGCUGAAGAUGAGUGGAGCCAGCACAAUGCGAAGAAGCUUAUCGAUACGAGUGAGAAGGGGUUGAGGAGUUCAAUUCCAAAGGAUUUCCCUUACUUUCAUGUUGAAUUCGGGCUUAAUAAGGGCUUUGUUCACGUAAUUGAUGAUGAAUCGCAAUUCAAAAGCCACUUGGGUCUCAAUGUUAUCAGGGGCAUGCUACGUUUACCAGCCGAAGACAUGCAUCGUCGCCGUAAGCAUGAAUCAGUGGAGGCGCAAAAACAAGCAGUUGCAAGCUUUGCUCAAGAUUGGGAGCCUUUUGACUGGACGAAACAACUCUGA
Messenger RNA from Ilex paraguariensis (yerba mate), 2312 nucleotides. NCBI's taxonomy places the organism in Eukaryota, Viridiplantae, Streptophyta, Magnoliopsida, Aquifoliales, Aquifoliaceae. The record is from the annotation of a GenBank genome assembly.